AUGUCUCUUUCAAUCAUCUUUGCUUCCGGGCUUUCGGAUAGCAAAAAAGUGGAAAGAAUUGCUGCUAUGACCAGAAGACUCUGCGACCCGAUCAUCUCCAAAGUUGACACUGAUGCCUCAACAGCCAUCGGUCCGGUGGUGGAAGCUAGCACCCCUAGAUUGGUUGAUCCAAGAAGGGUAGUGAAAGAAAAUUGUAUCCAUGAGACCCUCCAACACGGUAACAAAGGGAUGGCAAGGGAGGCGACAAGAAUCGGAUAUGUUCAUUCUGGUAAAUUAUUGGCACCCUAUGUCGUCACGCCGUAUGCGACACCAACGACGCUGGCACCAGCGUCUGACCCAUCUACUGCUCAUGAAGAACAAAGUGUUCCGGACUUCACAUUGAUCAAUGGGGAUUUUACCAAUGCUGACGACAAUCAUACUCAAAGGUCAAAUUUGCUGCAAACGAUAGUAGAUGGUCCUCGAGAUGUCAGAGACAAUCUCCGAGAUAGGUUGGGGAAGCUUAUUAGGAUGCUGAACUCCCCCUCCUCCAGUUAA
Messenger RNA from Tremella mesenterica DSM 1558, 534 nucleotides. RefSeq lists its product as uncharacterized. The transcript has a single exon. NCBI's taxonomy places the organism in Eukaryota, Fungi, Basidiomycota, Tremellomycetes, Tremellales, Tremellaceae. The record is from RefSeq and is a predicted model, not a curated record. Bases 1 to 534 code for a protein of 177 amino acids.